Messenger RNA from Mycetomoellerius zeteki, 926 nucleotides. Its product is annotated as transmembrane protein 186. NCBI's taxonomy places the organism in Eukaryota, Metazoa, Arthropoda, Insecta, Hymenoptera, Formicidae. The transcript is spliced from 2 exons. Bases 306 to 926 code for a protein of 206 amino acids. The record is from RefSeq and is a predicted model, not a curated record. Gene Ontology annotation, cellular component: mitochondrion.
CUUCUCUCUGCUGCAAGACUGAAAACAUAACCUAAUUUUCUGGCAGCUGUGAAGAACUAUGUGAUAAUAACAGCACAGGUUCUUAUUAAUUAUCAAUUUCUCAAUUAUGAAAAAGUCAUACGAGUCGAACACGUAAGUAUUCGACAAUCGGCGCCCUGCCAGAAAAUGUUUUCAAGUCUUGCAGUUGGCAAUAUUUAAUUUGGCCGUCAAAGUUAAGACUGGCCCAAGAUAUCUAACCUCCUCUAUUCUUAAAAAGAAACGAAAACUAGGAAGAGAUACUAUAGUAUACGUUACGUGUAUACGUAAUGUAUUCCCGACUCUUGUUGAAUCUUUGCGAACGAUUUUUAUAUCGUACUUCGAACAGCGUUAGUUAUUCGAACAUUAAAACAAUAAGUCAUGUUGCGAAUAAAAAUGAGGAGAAGCAAAAAGUGGAAAUUGUCUCCACGAAAUUCCCCGAUUAUGAAGUGAUCUAUACAUUUCCUUUUAUCAAGCAAGUUUGUGGUCUAAAUAUUGUAAAAUACCGAUUUACUAUAUUUGUUGGAGUAGCUACACCAAUGAUCAUUGGACUUCACUUGGCUAGCAUCUUGUCCUUUGACACAACUAUUGUGUCAAUAGCAGCUGAAGUUCUAACAAUAAUGUGGCUGCAUUCUCUUGGAAUUUUAUGCAACAAUCUCGUAGGAUAUGUAUAUUUGAAAUUGGAUGAAAAAAAAGUGAUAUUAUCUUAUAUAGACUAUUGGGGAAAGAGGAUAGACUUGAAAGUUUCUUUCAAUGAAAUUUAUCCCAUGUCAGAUAACCCGAUCAGUUUCACUGAUCCUUUAUACAAAAAAAUAAUACUGACUUCACAAACAGAGAUCUUAAAAAUAAAUAUGAAGAUGGGACGAAUAAUCGAUAUUGACAAAUUUAAAUGUAUUCUGGGAAUGGUUUAA